AUGAAUUACUUUAGUAUUAAGUUGAAUGACGUUCUAUAUAGUAUUUAUUAUAACUAUAUCACGUUAUUGACCAAUUCAGACAAGAAUUUUGAUUUUCAGUGUAAUCGUUUAUUGAGAUGGUGUCCAUCCCCAGACUGUAGUAAUGCAAUCAAGGUCCAGCAUGUUGAGGCACUCAGAGUAACCUGCAAGUGUAAUCACACAUUUUGUUUUGCCUGUGGAGAAAAUUGGCACGAUCCAGUAAAGUGUCAUUUGUUGAAAAAAUGGAUAAAAAAGUGUGAUGACGACUCCGAGACGAGCAACUGGAUUGCCGCUAAUACCAAAGAAUGCCCUAGGUGUAAUGUAACUAUAGAAAAAGAUGGAGGUUGCAAUCAUAUGGUGUGUAAAAAUCAAAACUGUAAAGCUGAUUUUUGUUGGGUAUGCUUAGGUCCAUGGGAACCACAUGGCAGUUCCUGGUAUAAUUGUAAUAGAUAUGACGAAGAUGAAGCUAAAGCAGCUCGUGAUGCACAAGAAAGAUCGCGGUCUGCUUUACAACGUUAUUUAUUUUAUUGUAAUAGAUAUAUGAAUCAUAUGGCUUCUCUAAAAUUUGAAAACAAGUUGUAUGCAUCAGUUAAAGAAAAAAUGGAAGAAAUGCAACAGCAUAAUAUGAGUUGGAUUGAGGUGCAGUUUUUGAAAAAAGCCGUUGAUAUACUUUGUCAGUGUAGACAAACUUUAAUGUUCACUUAUGUAUUUGCCUACUACUUGCAAAAAAAUAAUCAGUCUGUGAUUUUUGAAGAAAACCAGAAAGACCUAGAGGGUGCUACUGAAACUUUGUCGGAGUACUUGGAGAGGGAUAUUACGUCUGAAAACCUUGCUGAUAUUAAACAAAAAGUACAAGAUAAGUACAGCUGGAUGGGGCGCCCCCACUACACCGAUGAUGUACAAACCUACCUGAAUAAUGUUUUCCGAGGUAUGUGGAUAGGAAGAAGAGGACCGAUCGAUUGGCCACCAAGGUCUCCGGACUUGGCCCCGUUAGACUUAUUUAUGGGGAUACUUAUAGAGCAAAGUUUACCAAAAUCAUCAUUGCUGACGGGCAUCAAUUUGAACAUUUAUUAUAAUUUCAUUGUAUUUUAAUGAAUAAAAGUUUUGGUUCACCCUGUAUAAAUAAAUAUUGGAAUAAUUAUACCGAAUAAACGAUUAGUAGACAUUUUGAAAGAGGUGCCACAUGACCCUGUUUGCAUUUCAAAAAAAUUUUCGAUUACUUACGUCAUCACGCCAACAACGGUGACGAAACGUCUCUCAUGUGUAUAUUAUAAGAUGGGCCGUCAAAAAUUACAGUCGACGUGUUUUUGGAUUUCUUCCAAAAGACGCCUAUUUUUUAAAUAUCGAAUUUUUUCUAUACAUUUGCAUCAUACCAUGUAUUUCCUAUAUUUAACACUUCUAUCCAAAAAUUGUAUACUGUGACCUGUAAUUGGGUCUAGUGCCUGUUUGGCACUAUAUCCAAUUACAGGACACAGUGAGUGCUUGUGAUAAAAGCAUUAUCAUUAGCAUAAAUGUGAACUUCAUUUGUGUAUGAGUAAAUCUUGUUUAUAUCAUUGAUGAAUAUAAUAAACAGUAUUGGACCAAGUAUACUAACCCUGUGGAACUCCCAAUGAUGUAUCCAAGGCCUCCAAUCGUACUAUUUUUUCAUUCUGUGAUCAACUUUUUACUCUCUGUACUCUAAAAUGCGGAAAGUCACUUAUACGAAUUACCAUGAAUUCCAUUUUUAUAAAGGUUUCUUUAUUCAUAUAAUUUAGAGAAGCAAAAAUUGAUAUGGUAGUUGAGAAUUGGAUUGAAAUUUGGAAAAGUUGCAUUGAUUUUUCUGCCUUGUAUACAUCUGAACAAUAUCAGUUUUGAGUUUCAGGCAAAGCUAUUUUAUUGAAUUGGGAUCAUAAACUCCUCUCUCCGUUUUCUAUAAAUUUGGGAUUCAAUUGGGUCACUUUCCUUAUUAAUGAUACUUGUGAGAAAUACAUGUUUCAAUGAA
Molecule: messenger RNA, 1999 nt
Organism: Leptinotarsa decemlineata (Colorado potato beetle)
Lineage: Eukaryota; Metazoa; Arthropoda; Insecta; Coleoptera; Chrysomelidae
Product: potential E3 ubiquitin-protein ligase ariadne-1-like
Source: RefSeq, a predicted model, not a curated record